CGAGUCGGCUCGGUGACCGCCGCCUCGCCCCAACGCCUUCUUCCUCCCGUGACUCGUCUGUUCCACGCGCACACACGCGAAGCAAAUACUAAUCAGCGAAAGAAGAAUUGCUUCGUUUCGGACAUCCUCCCGAGAUCUCGAACACCACCGUCGGCCAUCGGGAAUUUGCGUUAUAGGGAUCGUGGAAAUGGGACUUGAAGCCAGAUCUCGGUCCCCGCCUCCGUCUCCGAUCUGAUUCUGUUCCGGGAGUCCCUUGCCACGCCGCCGCCUCCGUUGCCCCGAUUCAUGGCGGGCGCCGUCUCGGCGCUGUUCCUUCUCGAUAUCAAGGGCCGAAUUCUCAUCUGGCGGGACUACCGCGGCGACGUCUCCGCCGUCCAGGCAGAACGCUUCUUCACCAAGCUCAUCGAGAAGGAGGGGGAUAUUGAGUCUCGAUCGCCCGUGGUGUUCGAUGAUGGGAUCAGUUAUAUGUUCAUUCAGCACAAUAACGUCUUCUUGAUGACGGCUGCGAGGCAGAAUUGCAAUGUCGCCAGCAUCCUUCUCUUCCUACAUCGCGUCGUUAACGUCUUUAAACAUUAUUUUGAAGAAUUAGAGGAGGAAUCAUUAAGAGAUAAUUUUGUUGUUGUGUACGAGUUACUUGAUGAAAUAAUGGACUUUGGGUACCCGCAAUACACCGAAGCUAAGAUUCUUAGCGAGUUUAUUAAGACGGAUGCAUACAGGAUGGAAGUCGUACAGAGGCCUCCAAUGGCUGUCACAAAUGCAGUGUCAUGGCGCAGUGAAGGGAUAUGGUACAAGAAAAAUGAAGUGUUCUUGGACGUGGUUGAAAGCGUUAAUAUUCUUGUCAACAGCAAUGGACAAAUUAUCCGUUCAGAAGUUGUUGGGGCAUUGAAAAUGAGAACAUACUUGAGUGGAAUGCCUGAAUGUAAACUUGGAUUGAAUGACCGGUUACUUUUGGAAACUCAAGGCCGGACAACAAAGGGGAAAGCCAUAGAUUUAGAUGAUAUUAAGUUUCACCAGUGUGUGCGUUUGUCACGGUUUGAGAAUGACAGGACAAUAUCCUUCAUACCACCUGAUGGGUCUUUUGACCUAAUGACAUACAGACUCAGCACUCAGGUGAAGCCUCCAGUCUGGGUGGAGGCUCAAGUUGAGAAGCAUUCGAGAAGUCGCAUAGAGAUCUUGGUGAAAGCACGAAGUCAGUUUAAGGAAAGGAGCACUGCAACAAAUGUGGAAAUUGAGCUGCCUGUACCUUCAGAUGCUAUCCAUCCCAACGUCCGGACGUCCAUGGGUUCUGCAAAAUAUGCACCUGAAAAUGACGCGUUGGUCUGGAAAAUAAAAUCAUUUCCUGGUGGCAAGGAGUACAUGUGUAGGGCAGAAUUUAGUCUUCCCAGUAUAACCGCAGAAGAAGCAACUCCAGAGAAGAAGGCUCCUAUACGUGUGAAGUUUGAGAUCCCAUAUUUCACUGUGUCUGGAAUACAGGUUCGAUACCUGAAAAUAAUUGAAAAGAGUGGAUACCAAGCCCUUCCAUGGGUGAGAUACAUCACAAUGGCUGGCGAAUAUGAACUGAGACUCAUCUAGUCACUUUGAUCUGCUGUUUGAACUUUCGAGAACUCUGUAUUCAAGACUCAAGGAUGUCAAGACUGCACCUUCUGGGUUUGAGGGGUCCUGCAGGGAUUUAUCGGUCGGCAUGUACAGUAGAAAGAGCCCCCAAACAGCAUUGUUUCUGAUUCCUUUUUGCUUCUUGUAAUGUUUUGUAAGGAUGAAAUGCUUAUCCAGAAAUAUCAUUAUUUUCCAGAGAAUAUGUAUUGAUUUUGUUUGAUAACUUGAUUACGGCCUUGUUCCUCAUA
Messenger RNA from Musa acuminata subsp. malaccensis (wild Malaysian banana), 1841 nucleotides. RefSeq names its product AP-1 complex subunit mu-2. Lineage: Eukaryota; Viridiplantae; Streptophyta; Magnoliopsida; Zingiberales; Musaceae. Gene Ontology annotation, cellular component: cytoplasmic vesicle; clathrin adaptor complex. Gene Ontology annotation, biological process: intracellular protein transport; vesicle-mediated transport. The record is from RefSeq and is a predicted model, not a curated record.